Molecule: messenger RNA, 933 nt
Organism: Eremothecium gossypii ATCC 10895
Lineage: Eukaryota; Fungi; Ascomycota; Saccharomycetes; Saccharomycetales; Saccharomycetaceae
Gene: RPI1
Product: Rpi1p
Exons: 1
Coding region: 1-933 (310 amino acids)
Source: RefSeq, marked provisional
AUGAACAAGGACCAGCUUCAGAUUGGCACGUGCAGAAACGGUGCAGGCGUCAGCGGGGCGGGCGGGGCCCACGACCACGCGUCGACGAUCAAGCUGCCUCCGCUGACGAACCACCACAUGCAGCAGUUCUCGGAGGUGAACAACGGACAGGGCUUUCCAGGGAGACCGGUGAUAUCGUCGCCCUCGGGGCAGACGCAGCAGUUCGGGUCGGGCACAAUUGCGCCGCAGGCGAUCUCGGGGGGCUCGGUGGCGAGCGCGACGCCACAGGACUCGUUCGAGGGCAGCAACAGCUACAAGCUUCCGAAGUAUGCGCGGACGACCUGGAAGCCCCACGAGGAUAUCUCACUGCUCCGGAUUCUGCUGAACAGCAAGCAGCAGCUGAGCGACCCGCAAUUUAUAUCGAGCCCCCGGCGCAAGUUCUGGCAGUGGAUCAGCGAUCAGCUUUAUCGCGAAUCACACAUUUCACGUAACACACGCCAGUGUCGGGAUCGUUUCAACCUUCUGUACAAGAAGACCAGCAAGCGUUUCGCAACGCAACCGCCGCCGCCGCCGCAGGACGAGCUGGAAAAGCUUUUAAAAAUGCUGCUCGAAUCCUUCGCUUUCAACCCCGAGGGCAACAUCAUUCUCUGCGAACAGCGCGCACCCUCAUCUGCAUCUUCCUCUUCCUCGUCCACGGUCGUUAUGGCACCAUCGUCACAGAACCAGUACUCACAGGACGGUCAGGUGAUGCCGUUUCCGUCGUACCAGCAAUGUUCCGGGAAUAAUUCGCAGUCUUCGGCCGUCCCGGGGCCGGGCAUGAAUGAGCCGCUGGUACAAAUUAUCCACAAUCUCUCAGCGGAGGUCAGUUCCCUACGGCAAGAGGUGACGCAAAUCAAGCAGCUGCUUACCCGAAAAUCGUGUUCUGAUUCAUCACCCAGUAUCCCAAACUGGUGA